Molecule: messenger RNA, 396 nt
Organism: Penicillium verhagenii
Lineage: Eukaryota; Fungi; Ascomycota; Eurotiomycetes; Eurotiales; Aspergillaceae
Product: nuclear transport factor 2 family protein
Exons: 1
Coding region: 1-396 (131 amino acids)
Source: RefSeq, a predicted model, not a curated record
AUGGAUCCGACCAGGAAAUCAAUCGAGGAGCAUUGGCAGGCAUCGAAUGACAAUGACAUCGAAACCGAACACGCCAUCUAUUCUGCAGACGCGAUUCUAGACUAUCCGCAAUCAGGAGAGUGCUUUAAAGGCCGUGCUGCAAUUUCUGCGCAGCGUGGUGGUCACCCGGCUGCCCGGCAGUUUACGGUGCUGCGGAUCUCAGGCGAUGGCCAUCUGUGGGUGAGUGAGUGUAUCAUCACCUAUGAUGGUAUACCAACAUACUCGGUCUCCAUCAUGCAGUUUGAUGGUGAGCUUGUGGUGCACGAGACACAGUAUUUCACUGAUAAGUUCGGUGCACCGGGGUGGCGGGCGGCACUCGCUGAGCCUAUGCCUGGCCGGCAUAUUGAAACACUUUGA